This is a messenger RNA of Patiria miniata (bat star), 2961 nucleotides long. RefSeq names its product negative elongation factor A-like (gene nelfa). Lineage: Eukaryota; Metazoa; Echinodermata; Asteroidea; Valvatida; Asterinidae. The record is from RefSeq and is a predicted model, not a curated record. Gene Ontology annotation, biological process: negative regulation of transcription elongation by RNA polymerase II. The coding region runs from base 153 to 1853 and encodes 566 amino acids. Gene Ontology annotation, cellular component: NELF complex. The transcript has 11 exons.
AACCAUGAGGUGGGAGUCUGUGACACGUUUGUACACGACAAGCGGCCGCUUUACCAUACUGUAUCCGCAAAGUGACGUGAAGAUAAAUUUUGCACCGAUUUUACGUUGCGCCCUCUUCUGACGAAAGACCUAAAGCUUUGUGUAAGGUAUGCAUGGUACCCAGAACACAUACUGGUGAGCGAAAUCUGAAAGGCCAAGGCAUCAGACUACACAAAAUGGCGACAGUGAAGGACAGCGACACGAAUCUCUGGCUGCACAAUAAACUCGGAGACAGCGAAGAUUUGUGGUCUGGGAUCGGCAGUGUGGGCUCCCAACUGAAAGGGGACCUCCUCAAGAAUGUCUUUGUGUGUUUUAAGGGGCUCCACCCCACGGUGAAGCUCAAAAUGCUGAUGGCAAUCCUGCACAUGCCGAGGCGAAAUGUGGACGAGUUUCAAGGUGAACUGAAUGCUAUCAUCCACCUUGCCCGAAGUGACUCGGACCAGUGGGUGUCCAUCGUGGGCGAUAUCCUGCACACCUACCCAAGCACGGGCAGUCUGAAUCUGGACGUCGAGGAAGACCACCAGUUUGUGGCGGAGGUGCUAUAUGACUUGCGCAAACAUUUGAGCGAGACGGACAGUAACAGUCUGCUCCCACUAGAAUGCCAGUACCUAAACAAGAACGCCCUCAACCAGCUUGUGGGAAUGCAGGCUCCGCCCAUCAAACACUUCACCCUCAAGCGCAAACCCAAGUCGGCCGCGCUACGGGCCGAGCUUCUGCAGAAGUCUGCUGAAGCAGCCCAACAAACCAAGAAGCAAGUUGGUUCCUCCACCGUCCCUACCAAGAACAGAACCAGAAAGCUGGAUGAUACUGCGCCAUUGAAGGGAAUCCCCAAAUCGACGGCUGGAUUCCGAGCGGCGCCCUCUAUGCCGCGGACUAUCCCUCUGAACCGGAGAAUGGCCUUCAACAGGGAAGGAGGCACCAAGUUGUUGGACAUCAUGGAGCAACCUCUAGGGGGAGCCAACAGGGAAGCCAAGAAACGCAAGAAGCAAGCAGAGUUGGAGGCCCAAGAGCAAGCCAAGAAGGACAAAGAGGCGGCCCAAGCAGCCACACCGGAUUACGCCGCUGCGUUUAUGUCCCCCGCUUCCGUCAAGCCGGCCACCACCACCAACCCCUUGGACAAGCUGGAUGAACCUCCCACGCCGUCCUACGCCCCUGCGGCCAGCCAGAGCAAGCCCAGCAAACCUCCAACCUCGCUUCUCAAAAACUUGGAUCAGCCGCUCUCCACCAAGACUGCUCGGGACAACCUCCAGCACCAACUCCAGCAGUCCCUGGAACAGUCGGGCUUCAACCUCCAAAACCCUACCUCCACCACCGCCACCCCAACUCCAACCACCCCGACGCCCCCACCAACAGCCAAGCCAGCCCCGAAGCCUGCCCCCGUCACCCCCACGUACCCCCAGCCCGGAGCCUCGGUGGGUUUGCCACCCCUCGUGGGACUCCCGACCACCCCAACCGAGCCCACGGUGGCCCCUGCUCAAGUCCCGGCGGCGGCUGCCAUGGCUGGUGCCAGCGGGGCGCAGAAAAAAAAUUUGUCGCUUACGAGGGAUCAAAUGGUCGCAGCCCAGGAGAUGUUCCGUCAGUCCAACAAGGUGACUCGACCAGAGAAGGCCCUCAUUCUGGGAUUCAUGGCAGGCGCCAGGGACAAUCCAUGCCCCCAGCAAGGCGACAUUGUCACGAUCCGUCUGAGCGAGAAUCGGGAACUGGUGCCCCACGCCGAGGAAAUGGGCACCGUCGAAAUGACGGUGGACACUUACUUCGAGAUGAACUACUCCUCGGGCAAGUGGCGACGCUACAAAAAGUACCGACCGCUCUGAAUCGAGAACUCCAUGUAGUAACCUGCUGCAUCCUGAAUGUGUGCAGUUCAUAGAGGGCGCUUUAAAUGAAAUGCUGGUAUGGUAACCUGCUGUUUGUGCACAGUUCAUAGAGGGCGUUAUAUAAUGAGAUGCUGGUAUGGUAUUGCCUGCUGUAUGUGCACAGUUCAUAGAGGGCGUUAUACUACCCUUUGCGAUUAAUUGUUUCACGGGCAAAUGGAGACGCAAAAAGUACCGACCGCUCUGAAACCAGAACUCCAUAUUGUAACCAUAUUGUUCAUAGAGGGCGCUAUACUACCCUUUGCGAUUAAUUGUUUCACGGGCAAAUGGAGACGCAAAAAGUACCAACCGCUCUGAAACCAGAACUCCAUAUUGUAACCUGCUGUAUCCUGUAUGUGCACAGUUCUUAGAGGGCGCUAUAAACUGAGAUGGGUGUAUGGUAACCCUCUAUAUCGUGUAUGUGCACUGGCCAUAGAGGGCGCUAUGCUACCCUUUAUAGUGCAGUGGCUUACGUACUUUGAGAUUAACUAUUCCAAGGGCAAAUGGAGACACUAUGAAAUGUACCGACCACUAUGAAACGGAUACAUUCAUAUUGUAGCCUGCUAUAUCCUGGGUGUGCACAGUUCACAGAGGGCGCUAUACUACCCUCAACAGUGCAGAGGUUUGCAUACUUCCAUGUCAAAUUCCUAGAGGGCGCCAUAUACCCUCAACAAUGCUGUGGUUCACCCCUUUGGGGAAAAAGACUGGUGACCUUUAAAACUUGGCCUCCAUUUGCUGGGAUCCAAUACAUGUUUGGUGUGAGAUGUCAAGUGUGGGUCGUCGUCUGAAAUUGCUUCUUUAAAAUAGAGCAAGCCGAGCGAAGCUGUCAUGAAGUUCAUGAUGGACAGGGAAGAAAAGAAAGGAAAGCUGAUCCAAGAGAAAUUCACACUAUCAUCCUGUGUAAUUGGUUUAUUUCAAAGACUCAAACAUCUCAAGAUGCAUUGAUUGGAGUUGAAGAAAUAGUAAUAUAUCAAUGUAUAUUUACAAACAUUAAUAUGUUGGCUAGGAAGUUAAAGGGAUAAAAUAAAUGGUGAAGAUUUAGGCAUAAACUUUGGUUUUUGCAAUUGUUUUA